CGUAAAGAUAAAAACCAAAGCAUGGGACAAGAAUAGUAUUCUCACUGCUCCAACAAGGCAAAGGCACAAAGCAAACAAGUAAACAACAGGUGGGAGUGAAGAAGAGUGAAAACUGAAAAGGGAAGGAAAAAUUGGCAAUCGGUGUAAGGAAGGGUCCUGUUGAGUGUUGUGUGCCAGCUGCCAGGCUGUGGUUUUAACGGCAAUGGUGAAGGUAUUAAGGGCGCGUAGGUCUUGGUCUUGGUCUUGGCUCUCACAAUAAAAUAAAAGAAAAUGUUAUUUUGUUAGAUCUUUGUAUUAUGAGCCAUUCGUGUGGGGGUCACUUACACCUUUCCGCUUUCUCUUUCAUAUCUUCUCUCUUCUCUCCCAUUACCCUCUUCCCACUCACGCAAUACCUCUCCUUUUCAUCCCCCUCCAGGCUCCAGGCUCCAACUAUAUAUAGAUCAGAGAGUGAGAGUGAGAGAGAGACUACUACUAUAAGUCUAUAACAUUAUUACGUUAGAGUCACCCACACAUAAUCCAAUAUAUACAACAACACACUGCACUGUCUGUUUCUCAGCAUUCAAAAGAUCGUGAGCGUAAUGGCUGAGCCUCCAAGCUCAGAGUUUGAGAUAAUAAGCACUGCCACUACUGCUACUACCACCCGUAAGCACUCCUCUUCGGAGGCCCAGUUAGCCGGCCCGGAUCACAAAAAGCCCAAGCAGGCCCCAGACAGCAGCAGCAAGCACCCCGUGUACAGAGGGGUCCGAAUGCGGGCCUGGGGAAAGUGGGUAUCCGAAAUCCGCGAGCCCAGGAAGAAGAACCGGAUCUGGCUGGGCACCUUCGCCACCGCCGAGAUGGCCGCGCGUGCGCACGACGUGGCGGCGCUCGCCAUCAAAGGCACCUCCGCCAUUCUGAACUUCCCCCAGCUGGCCGCCUCCCUGCCCCGCCCGGAAUCCAACUCGCCGCGGGACGUUCAGGCCGCCGCAGCGAAAGCCGCCGCCAUGGAGGGCGUGGAUGGGCCGAGGACGCCGUCGCUGUCGCAGUCGUCUUCGUCGUCGUCGUCGUCGUUGGCGGCGGUUUCGGAGGAGGCGUCGACGGCGGAUGAGCUGGGGGAGAUCGUGGAGCUGCCGAGCCUGGGAACGUGUUUCGAAAUACCGGACCCAGGUAAGGAGGUGGUGUUUUUGGAGCCGGUGGAUGGGUGGCCCUAUUCUCAACCGUGGUGUGACGGCAUUUAUGAUGACAGGGAUUGUGGGGAUCCGAUUUCCAUGCACGACUCUGAGAGCUUCAUUCUUUGUGGCUUUGAGGCUGACUUCACUUCCUUGUGGCACCAUUAAUUUAUUUUUUCUGCAUUGCUUUCUUUUUCUCCUAUUCAUUUUAUUUUUAUUUUUAUUUUUACUUUUACUUUCAAUGUGUGAGCCCUUUUCCAAUUUUUCACUUUAAGGGUUUAAUACAUUUCUUCUCUCAUCUCUCUCAAGGACCUACUACUACUUUUCUUUUCUCAAGAGUGUCUCCCAUCUCUUCUUUCAGGUAAUGCAAAUUUCAUUAAUCACAUAUACGUGUAGAAAUCCUCCCUCAUCUCAUCUUGUAUCAUAUUCAUAUAAUUAAUAAACCAUUCUCUAUUUACACUUUCUUUUUUUA
Messenger RNA from Cajanus cajan (pigeon pea), 1617 nucleotides. Its product is annotated as ethylene-responsive transcription factor TINY. The record is from RefSeq and is a predicted model, not a curated record. Gene Ontology annotation, molecular function: DNA binding; DNA-binding transcription factor activity. Gene Ontology annotation, biological process: regulation of DNA-templated transcription. Lineage: Eukaryota; Viridiplantae; Streptophyta; Magnoliopsida; Fabales; Fabaceae.